AUGGAUUCCGGAGUCGACUUGGAAGCUUUUGAAGAGCUGACGAGACUUACCGCAGACCUUGCGGAAGACAACUCAAAAGAUGAGUUUGAGGAUGAAGACAUCGAAGAGACUCUUUUGUUGGAAGAACUUCCCACUAAAAAAUUUCUGGAGCAAUCAGUGAUAAAACAGCGCGAAGAUAACAUCUGUCCAUUUGACAUUCUUCCAGAGGAAAUCAUUCUCAGAAUAUUUUCAUUCUUUACCCUUGGUGAAUUGUGUAGACAUGUGGCCCCAAUUUGCAAAAUGUGGCUACAUUAUUCCAGAUGUCCACUUUUACGACAGAAACUUUCAUUCUGGGAAAGUAGCCGAGAAAGAUCUCUUGAAGAGAUUAACGACAUUAUCCAAUCGAAUUUUACUCUUCUCAGAGACCUGUGCCUUCAGCCGAGGAUGGAAUUGACGUUACACGGCUGUAGAUUGUUGGCACAAUCAUGCCCUCAUCUGCAGACACUUUCUUUGUCUUUUUGUAGUCAAGUCAACAAACCGAUUAUCGAUCAAUUUGUCACGUUUUGCCCAAAGUUACGUGACCUUAACCUAGCAGGAUGUGGCGUGACUGAUCAGUGUUUGGAUGGCCUGAACAAGGUACCCCUGAGGAAAUUCAACGCCUCUCAUUGCACUAAGCUUACAGACGAUGGACUUAAGUUUCUUUCAACAAAGUGCCAUCAACUUUGUCACCUAAAUUUUGAUGGAAUUCAGUGGAUCACUCAUGAUGCAAUUACAGUGCUGGUGGAAAAUUGCUAUAGACGUCUUGAGUAUCUCUGGCUUGAUGGUGAAAACAUGACUGAUUGUACUGUUCAACUAAUUGGGAAAUGCUACCAUUUGAAAUGUUUGGGUCUGUCGUUUUGUACCUCACUAACUGACCAAUCACUGGAAUGUGUGCAGAACAUGAAAAAUCUUGCAUCACUAACGUUGAAAAAAGGUACAGAGUUUUCUGCCAAAGCUUUAAAAGAACUUUUUGAACAUCUUCAUCCACAAAAUUCAGGUAGUGCUACUGGCUUAUUCCAUGUCAAUGUCGCAGAGUGUACAAACCUUAAUGAUGAAGCUGUAAGCUCGCUUGCUGAAAGCUGCAGAAAUCUGCGAAGCAUUGAUAUCUCCUGGUGUUGGGAAGUUACUGAUGUUGGCCUUGGACAUGUGAUCAACAAAUGUCACCAAAUGAUUGAUAUGAACAUCUGUGGUGCUAAAGACUUUCGUGGAAAUCCAUUAAAGAAAAUACCACAGCAAAUGCCUAGAUUAAGACGACUUGAUGCAUCACAAUGCAAUCUGGUGCCAGAUGAAUUAUUGGAUGAACUUGUGUCAAUAAUGCCACAAAUGACUGUUAUUAAUUAUUAUGGCGAGGAAGUUCUUCCACCGAAAUAUAUUAGUGAGACCCAUAUAGUUAAGGUUGGGACAUGGUUUAAAUGACAGCAAUAUUAUGAGUAACCUCAGUUGAUUAUCAGGUUUCUAAGCUCUCAAAAUACAACUUGGGAACAGGCUAUCAUACUGAAGGGUUCUUGUCUAUUUGGUGUUGUUUGACUGUUUCUUAUGGCAAUUGAACAAGAUCAGGUGUUGAUUUUA
Molecule: messenger RNA, 1587 nt
Organism: Pocillopora damicornis (cauliflower coral)
Lineage: Eukaryota; Metazoa; Cnidaria; Anthozoa; Scleractinia; Pocilloporidae
Product: F-box and leucine-rich repeat protein 13
Cellular component (GO): cytoplasm
Molecular function (GO): protein binding
Source: RefSeq, a predicted model, not a curated record